UUCCCCAGCUUGACUAAACGCCACGUCGGUUUUCAGGGAGAGGAGCAUCAGAUCUGCAGCGCUUUCUGAGCGAAAACUGCAGAUUUUACCCCAUUUAUUCCUUAAAUACAGCGCUACAGCCCGGAGCCCGACCUGCACACAGGUGAGAUGAGGGCUUUUCCCCUGGCUGCGCUGCUGCUGGUGGUUGGUUUAGUGGUGCUGGCAACUCAUCUGAGCCACGCCCACUCUCACUCCCAUGACCAUGGCCACGCCCACUCCCAUGGACACCACGGGCACUCUCAUGGUGAGGGUGGUUGCCAUGGACACUCCCACGGUGGCGUGAAGAUGCACCACGGGGCGAGCAAGUGGAGCGCCGAGGCAAACCUGCAGCAUCCGGAGGAGGAGGAGGAGCUUCAUCAUGACCACGACCACGAUCAUGACCACGCCCACAGUCAUGACCACGCCCACGAUCAUGGCCACGCCCAUGAGCACGGCCAUGCCCAUGACCAUGGGCACCACCACGACCACGGGCACAACCAUGGACACGACCACGGGCACGACCAUGGCCACUCCCACGACCACGGGCACGACCAUGGCCACUCCCACGACCAUGGCCACGCCCACAGCCACGGUACAGGUGAAGAGAGGGUGAAGCGAGACCUGGAGGCCGAGGGGAGGACCACCCUGGAGCUCUGGAUGCAGGCGAUCGGAGCCACUCUGCUGAUCAGCGCCGCACCCUUCCUCAUCCUCUUCCUCAUCCCCGUCCAAUCAAACACGGAUCAGCACCAGAACCUGCUGAAGGUCCUGCUCAGCUUCGCCUCCGGAGGCCUGCUGGGGGACGCCUUCCUGCACCUCAUCCCACACGCCCUGGAACCGCACUCUCACCAUGGAAACGAGGACCACGGCCACUCACAUGCCAGCGAGGAGUCACAUGGUCACUCUCAUGGAGCGGCUCAUGGUCACAUGAUGUCGGUGGGUCUUUGGGUUCUGGGGGGCAUUGUUGCGUUUCUGGUGGUUGAGAAGUUUGUUCGUCUGCUGAAGGGAGGGCACUCUCAUUCACACUCUCACGCUCCAACUAAAGCGAAAGACAGUGAUGGAGAGGAGAAAAAAGAAGACGUGAAAAAAGGAGAGAAAGACAAAAAAGAGAAGAAAUCGAAGAAAGCAAAGGAGGAGAACUCUGAUAUUAAGGUGUCUGGCUACCUGAACCUGGCGGCUGAUUUCACUCAUAACUUCACGGACGGUCUGGCUAUCGGAGCUUCCUUCCUGGUCGGGCCGACGGUCGGCGUGGUAACCACCAUCACCAUCCUGCUGCACGAGGUUCCUCACGAGAUCGGAGACUUCGCCAUUCUCGUCCAAUCAGGAUGCACCAAGAGGAAGGCCAUGUGUCUACAGCUCCUCACUGCUAUUGGUGCGUUGGCGGGUACAGCCUGCUCCUUAUUGGCUGAGGGAGUGGGCGCGGCCGCCACGGCGUGGAUCCUCCCCUUCACCGCCGGCGGAUUCGUCUACAUCGCCACGGUAACCGUCCUCCCGGAGCUGCUGGCGGGGCGGUCGAGUGUGGGCCAAUCGCUGAUGGAGAUCAUGGCUCUGCUGUUCGGGGUGGGGAUGAUGGUGCUGAUCGCCGAGUACGAGUGAGGGAAGACGGAGGAUAAAGGAGAGAUAAACCGAGGGGGGGAGGAACGGGGAAGAGAGAGAGAGAACCGGCUGAAGAACGUUUGGCUUUUUGAAUUUUUCAGAGACUCAGGUUAUUUAAGAGCUGAAGAUGAUGGUUAUUAGUAAAGCGAGUGAUUGGAUUGAUUGAAUGAACGAUUGAAUAAACGAGUGAAUAGGUGAGGGGAGUGACCAUGUGGGGGAGGGGGAGGGGCUUUAAAAGAGAACUGCACUAAAAGAUCCAAAGACUCGACACUCUGCCUCAUCCAGCAUCUCCAGGGACCAGCAGAGUGGGGCUUGUGGGUCAGAUACUCAAUCAAAAUUCCUAAUACGUCCUGGAUACGGGACUGAAUUACUGUUAGCCGAGACGCGCACAUGUUAACUGAGGUUCUGCUUUUGCUUAAUUGCUUAAUUGAUUGAUUGAUUGAUUGAUUUCUUCGCGUAAAAGUUGUCUUGUCAAAAUGAUGUCCAAUUAAAACCUUUUUUUUUAAACAAAUGAUUUAUUGAGUUUUGACCCGUUUAGGUAACUAUAACUGUUGGUUAUUUUGUUUUUUUGAUUAUUGGUUUACACUGCUUAUAUUGUAAGCUUGUUUUCAUUGGUUUCUUAGCCGAGAUCAGAGCUUUUAGGCUACGUUCACAUUUACAAGCCAAUUUAUGCUCCCUAGUUCACUCUCAUAUUUGAGUCAUGAAACUAUGGAUUCCACUAGGGGUCUAUCGCCAACAUAUUUGAAUAUGGUGAACUAUAUUAUACCCUGAUCUAUUGUUCCAUAUCACCCACCCCUAAUUAUCACAUCAGGGUUCUACUUUUUUUACUGUUUUUAUCAAAAGAAAAAUUCGCACUGUUCUCAUUAUUUCCCAUUAUAUAUCUACUAGAGACAGAUUAUCUCUGUCCAGUAUCAUUUAUUUUACUUUAAUCCUGGAUAUAUGGAGAUAUUUGGAUUGCAUUAUUAUUAUUAUCAUGACAUUCUAAUUCAUUGACUUCUGUUACAAAUCUGAUAAAAUUCUUGUAAUUUUUUAUAUCUCUGAUAGGAAUGCAUCAUAUCAUACUGUAUGCAAUAGUAACAUUUGACGUUUUCAUUUUGUUGCAGUAGUGUAUUCUUAAAAUGAAAUAUAUAUUAUUUUUAUUUAAUGUUUUGUUAUAUCACUUAUCAUUAUUAUAUCAUUAUCGCAAAAAUAACAUGAAACCCCAUAUUUUCACAACCUGUGUAGUUAUUUAAAAACAUAUUCGACUAGUCAUCAUUUCCAUUAUUUGCCAUUUGCUCCACUUUUAAGUUGUAAUGUGAAUGUAGCCUUAAGCCCUGUCUGAACGGGAUUAGUUUUACACUUAAACUCCUGCAUUUGGACUGCAAUUGAAAAAACAGGAGGAUCAGUUAUUUUUUAGGCUUUUUUUCUCGGUCACCUGACAUCACGGCGUUCAGUAGCUCCUCCAUUUCCAUGUAGGUGUUUUUCUCAGACGUCCUCCGAGAUAAAAUAAAUUACAGGCUGAAUUAUCUACUGUUUUUCUCUGAACUCCAUGCUCCUCCGGUAAUUUUAGUCCCGUCCGGACGCACAUCUCUGAGUUUUUUGAUCGUUCUGGACGGAAAUAAAAUCACAGAGGAUAAAAAAAAAAAAAAAAACAUAAAAGCGAAAAUGAUCCCGUCAGAUAGGGCUUUAGUCUGUUCUGAACACGCCGCCUUUUUUUUUUUCAAAAAUGUUUCACUGUUGUGAUUCUGAAACUGACAUAAACCACUGUCCAGAUCACUUUCUGUUCUCCUGUUUAGAAGCUCUUUUAUAUUUAUAGUUACUAAACUAUCCCUGUCUACAUGUCUUAUCCAUGUAUUUUUUAUUUUGUUUCGUUUUGUUUGUGCUUGAAUUCGCUUGAAAUGUCUCCAUCUACCAUCAUUCCUUACCGUGUGUUUUCUGAAUGUUCUCUAUGGUUUUUACGGGCUUAGAAUUGUGCAGUUCCUGGACCAAUGAAGGUGGUGAGAUCGGGACGAUGAUUUGUGUCUGAAGCUCUACAUGUUUGACCAAAUCUGUUACUGCUGGGAUUUUGUUUGCUGACCUGUUUAUAAAAUGCUGGGAAUGUGGAUGAAAUAUAAUAAUAGGUUUCCAAUCCUG
Astyanax mexicanus (Mexican tetra) is the source of this 3723-nucleotide messenger RNA. Its product is annotated as zinc transporter Slc39a7. Gene Ontology annotation, molecular function: zinc ion transmembrane transporter activity. Lineage: Eukaryota; Metazoa; Chordata; Actinopteri; Characiformes; Acestrorhamphidae. Gene Ontology annotation, biological process: intracellular zinc ion homeostasis; zinc ion transmembrane transport. Bases 148 to 1611 code for a protein of 487 amino acids. The record is from RefSeq and is a predicted model, not a curated record. The transcript has 8 exons. Gene Ontology annotation, cellular component: membrane.